AUGGUGACGUCGGCGGUGGUGAACACGUACCCACUGUCGAGCUACACGUUCGGGACCAAAGAGCCCAAGAUGGAGAAGGAUACCUCCGUCGCUGAUCGCCUCGCUCGAAUGAAAAUCAACUAUAUGAAAGAGGGAAUGAGGACCAGCGUCGAAGCGAUUUUACUGGUACAGGAACAUAAUCAUCCCCACAUACUUCUCCUGCAGAUUGGGAACACGUUCUGCAAACUUCCUGGUGGACGACUCAAGCCAGGAGAGAAUGAAAUUGAGGGGCUGAAAAGAAAGCUGACUAGCAAGCUUGGCGCUAAUUCACCUGCCCUUGUGCCAGACUGGCAGAUUGGAGAGUGUGUGGCUAUCUGGUGGAGGCCAAACUUUGAAACCAUAAUGUAUCCAUAUUGCCCUCCUCACAUAACAAAACCCAAGGAGUGUAAGAAGCUUUUUCUUGUUCACUUAUCUGAGAGAGAGUACUUUGCAGUCCCAAAAAACCUGAAACUUCUUGCAGUUCCAUUGUUCGAACUCUAUGAUAAUGUUCAGAGAUAUGGGCCUGUCAUAUCUACAAUUCCCCAGCAGCUUUCAAGAUUCCAAUUCAACAUGAUCAGUUCAUGA
Messenger RNA from Prunus armeniaca (apricot), 603 nucleotides. Lineage: Eukaryota; Viridiplantae; Streptophyta; Magnoliopsida; Rosales; Rosaceae. The record is from the annotation of a GenBank genome assembly.